Galleria mellonella (greater wax moth) is the source of this 558-nucleotide messenger RNA. RefSeq lists its product as uncharacterized. Gene Ontology annotation, molecular function: DNA-binding transcription factor activity. The record is from RefSeq and is a predicted model, not a curated record. Lineage: Eukaryota; Metazoa; Arthropoda; Insecta; Lepidoptera; Pyralidae. Gene Ontology annotation, biological process: regulation of DNA-templated transcription. The transcript is spliced from 2 exons. The coding region runs from base 1 to 558 and encodes 185 amino acids.
AUGGCGCUGUGGACACCAUAUAUUCAAGAAUGUGCUCUUGAUUUGAGCAAAACGAGAAUUAAUGAAAUAAUUCCGGCAGCAUUAGAAAGGUAUACUGCUCUCGUAGUGCAACAUGUUGUUCCAAGGAACCAAACUGGAUAUGAUGAAUAUUCAGGAAGCUAUUCUCACAUACCGGCGAAUUCAGCGUCGACAUCGCCAGAAUUACUAGAACUACAGGAAUGCGAACCGGGGUCAUUGUCAGAUGAUCCAGAAUACACAGAAUUUGAAAAAGACGCCCUCAGAGUAAUUGCGGAAAGAAAUGGUGGAAUGCUGAUAGGGCAUAACCCUAAAAUGAAAAGAACUAUUCAAACAAAUGAAGCAGCCGAUGAAGCAUAUCGUAUACAGCGACAACGAAACAAUUUUGCAGCGAAACAGAGCAGAGAUAGAAGAAAAAUGCGAGAACUUCGUUUGUCACUACAAACAACUUAUUUGAAGAAGAAGGUCACGGAAUUGAAUGCGAUGCUGGCUACUAAUCUUUGCAAGAAUUGUCUUGAACUAUCACGUAGCGUCAAUUUUUAA